AUGACUGUUGGAGUUAAAUUGAGUUCUAAUGACAGUGAACUAUUCCAAAACCCCAACCUAUAUAGAAGCACUAUAGGAGCACUCCAAUAUUUAACACUUACUAGACCUGACAUCAGCUUUACUGUGAACAAGUUGAGUCAGUUUUUACAGGUUCCUACUGAACUUCAAUGGCAAGCUUCCAAAAGGGUUUUAAGGUACAUUAAAGGAACUAGAACAAUAUCUCAUGGGUUACAAGCAGCAGCAAAGUUCAGUUUAGAGUGCUAUGCAGAUGCUGAUUGGGGUGGAAAUCUUGAAGAUAGAAGGUCCACAAGUGGAUAUUGUGUCUACCUAGGACCAAACUUGAUACAAUGGAGCUCUAGGAAACAAAAGGUUAUAGCACUCUCUUCCACUAAAGCUGAAUAUAGGGCUUUAGUUCAUACGGUAACAGAAGUAGCCUGGUUGGAGAGUAUGUUUCAUGAACUAGGGUUGAAUUUUCACACUAUUCCAGUCAUUUGGUGUGAUAAUGUUAGUGUUGGAGCGCUUGCAUCCAAUCCUGUGUUUCAUGCCAGAACCAAACACAUUGAGAUUGAUGCUCACUAUAUUAGAGAACAAGUAUUAGCAAAAAAGGUAGCAAUUCAGUAUGUCCCAUCCAAGUUACAAAUAGCUGAUGUUCUUACUAAAACAUUAUCAGCUACUCAUUUUACUGAACUAAGAGACAAACUAAAUGUAACUCAUUCUGGUGAGCUGCUGCAUUUGUGUGAGACGAGCUGCUUGUAG
Molecule: messenger RNA, 756 nt
Organism: Pistacia vera
Lineage: Eukaryota; Viridiplantae; Streptophyta; Magnoliopsida; Sapindales; Anacardiaceae
Product: secreted RxLR effector protein 161-like
Exons: 1
Coding region: 1-756 (251 amino acids)
Source: RefSeq, a predicted model, not a curated record